GCUUUUUGUAGCAGAAAACAUUCCCAGUUUUCAAGGAAAAUACACCCACAUUCUCAUUAUAUCAAAAAUACAUAUAUUCUUUAUUUGUUGGUAACUGGUGGCAAAGAUGUCCAAGUCAUCGCGUAGCUUCAAGUUCCCACCAGUCAGCUCCUCUUCCGUGUCCUCGGUUUCCGGCAGCGAGUCGGGGCUCGGAGGAUUGGAGGACAUGUUGCACGUGACAAAGGUGCGAACUUCCCAGGCGGACAACGCAGAGCAUUUCUUGUACGGCGAUGGGCCAAAAAAAUCGAAUUCGGAUCUGCAGAAAAAGGUCAGUACACCCGAUCCGGAAGAGGAGGUGACAAUGGAGCCACCAUUUGUGGCAUUGGUCAGCAAUUUGCCAAUGGAGUGCACUGAAGGCGAGUUGCGGAAAGUGUUCACUAGUUUUUCGAUCCGUUCCCUAACCAUUCCGAAAAAGGGAAAGCGACCCAAGGGAUUUGCGUAUGUGGAAAUGGAUUCCCGGGAGGAUCUCAUUCGUCUGCUCAAAAUGGAUAAGCUCAAGUGCCGUGGUCGUUGUCUUAUGUCCAAAAUAGGUCAAUUGCCACCCGAACCACCGACAAAGGCAGCUGGAGAUGGCUUUUUACUAUUUACUGGACGUUCAGGCAGCCAAUUUGAUAUAAACUCUUGCCACUAUUCGGCCAGUAUCAGUGAUCUCAGCAGCAUCGAUUCGCCAAUCUCAGCGAGGAACUCACCAUUGUCUCCGGAAAGUGAGUCGUCCUUUUUCGGCAGGGAUAAUCCUAUAAAAAGGAUACCAAGUAGCACUGAGGAAGUGGAACGCCGCAUGGAAAUUCGUCUUCAGAAACUGGCCGAAUUCGAGAAUUCUCAAUCGGAGAGAAUUAAGAGUGAGUGCGAGGAUGCCUUCAUGUCCUGGAGCGAUGCCCUAGACGAGAUUAGAAAAUCUGAGGAAAUUUAGUUAUGUUCACAAAUUUAUAUCAGUUGAAACGGAUUCCUCAAAUCAUACCGAAUCCUAACAAUAAAA
Molecule: messenger RNA, 1015 nt
Organism: Drosophila mauritiana
Lineage: Eukaryota; Metazoa; Arthropoda; Insecta; Diptera; Drosophilidae
Exons: 1
Coding region: 107-949 (280 amino acids)
Molecular function (GO): RNA binding
Source: RefSeq, a predicted model, not a curated record